This is a messenger RNA of Momordica charantia (bitter melon), 2056 nucleotides long. RefSeq names its product FAD-linked oxidases family protein. Gene Ontology annotation, cellular component: mitochondrion. The record is from RefSeq and is a predicted model, not a curated record. Lineage: Eukaryota; Viridiplantae; Streptophyta; Magnoliopsida; Cucurbitales; Cucurbitaceae. Gene Ontology annotation, molecular function: FAD binding; D-lactate dehydrogenase (NAD+) activity; D-lactate dehydrogenase (cytochrome) activity. Gene Ontology annotation, biological process: lactate catabolic process.
AUAUCGGAAAUAUGAAAAUCAGACAUUACCUGCAAAACAAUUUGUUUGCACGGCGUUGGCAGACACUACGCAGUGGCACGUCGAGAAGUUGGCCGCCGCCGGACUCCAAACUCCUCUUCACCGGUGAGAAGUUGAAGCUCGAAACUCGAAUCAAUGGCUUUUCCUUCCUGGUUUUCUCGCUUCCGUUCCUCCUACAAGUGCUUCUACCACUCCUUCUUCCGCGGUGCUCAAACUGCCGCCAUUGCGAACACUUCUACCUCUCGGAACGGCGGCCGCCGAUUCUUGUCCCGGUCGGCCUUCGUGAUUCCUUGCGCUCUUGCGUCUGGUUCGGUUGCGUUUCAGUUUGGCUUCCAGUCUAAUCCGUCGCUCUGUGACGCCUCUGAUGCUCACGAUCGGGAUAUUGAACAUCAAUUGAUUAUGAUCCGCAUUUCUGGAUCCAGAAAUCUCAGCUUUGGGGGCAAAGGUAGCACCGAGUAUGUUGUCAAAGGCUCGCCCAAAGACGUUUCACAAGCUUUUAUUAAUGAACUGGGGAGAAUUUGUCAAGAUAACAUGACAUUAGAUUAUGAGGAAAGGUAUUUCCAUGGAAAACCACAAAAUAGCUUUCACGCAGCAGUUAAUAUCCCUGAUGUGGUUGUGUUUCCCAGGUCUGAAGAGGAAGUUUCUAAAAUAGUAAAAUUAUGUGACCAAUAUAAGGUACCUAUUGUACCAUAUGGGGGAGCUACAUCUAUAGAAGGCCACACAUUGGCACCUAAUGGAGGCCUCUGCAUAGAUAUGUCUUUAAUGAAUAAAGUUAAAGCAUUGCAUGUUGAAGAUAUGGAUGUUGUUGUUGAGCCUGGGAUUGGAUGGAUGGAGCUUAAUGAAUACCUAGAGCCUUAUGGUCUAUUCUUCCCUCUUGAUCCAGGCCCUGGGGCAACAAUUGGGGGUAUGUGUGCCACACGAUGCUCUGGUUCACUUGCUGUGAGGUAUGGUACCAUGCGCGACAAUGUCAUCAACCUUAAGGCAGUCCUUGCCAACGGUGAAGUUGUCAAGACGGCAUCUCGUGCUCGAAAGAGUGCUGCUGGGUAUGAUUUGACCCGUCUGAUGAUUGGAAGUGAAGGAACUCUUGGUGUAAUAACUGAAAUCACUCUUAGACUUCAGAAACUUCCAAAGUAUUCAGUGGUUGCAAUGUGUAAUUUUCCUUCUAUUAAAGAUGCAGCAGAUGUUGCUAUUGCGACAAUGUUGUCUGGUAUACAGGUAUCAAGAAUGGAGUUGUUAGACGAGGUUCAAGUGAAGGCUAUCAAUAAUGCUAAUGGAAAGAAUUUGCCUGAAACUCCCACACUAAUGUUUGAAUUCAUAGGAACAGAGGCAUAUUCACGUGAGCAAACAAAAAUUGUUCAGAAGAUAGUUUCUGAACACAAUGGCUCAGAUUUUGUCUUUGCUGAAGAACCAGAAGCCAAAAAAGAACUUUGGAAGAUAAGGAAGGAGGCACUAUGGGCAUGCUUUGCAUUAGUACCCCAUUUUGAGGCAAUGAUCACGGACGUAUGUGUUCCGCUAUCUCACCUGGCAGAAUUGAUAUCAAGUUCUAAACAAGAGCUGGAUGCAUCACCGCUUGUUUGCACAGUCAUUGCCCAUGCUGGUGACGGGAACUUUCACACAGUGAUUCUGUUUGAUCCAAACCAAGAAGAACAACGGAAAGAAGCAGAGAGACUCAACCAUUUAAUGGUUUAUAAAGCAUUGUCAAUGGAAGGAACAUGCACUGGCGAACAUGGGGUUGGUACAGGAAAAAUGAAGUAUCUGGAAAAAGAACUUGGAAUGGAGGCACUGAGGACAAUGAAACGAAUAAAGGCAGCGUUGGAUCCCAACAAUAUUAUGAAUCCAGGAAAGCUCAUCCCUUCCCAUGUUUGUUUCUGAAAAUUUUCAUUCUAUCUAUCUGGAUCCACAUGCAUAUCUCUCACUCUAACAACAUCUCUUAAAUUAGCAUGUUUGUUAAACAAGUGUUGAGAAUUGUACUGAGUUUUGAGAUAGACUUGAAAUGAAAUCAUAUCUCUAAUCGGGGUCGAUCUUUAGUUGAAGUAUC